AUGUCUAGUUCUAUUUGGCCGAUUCCAACUAUUGACCGUCCGUUUGGUUUUUACUGGUUUGGCAUUUUCGAUAAGGUUGUUGCUACAGUUACAGGGGGUUGGUUUGUUCCCUCGCAAUUUGAGUUUAAACCCAAUGAAGCUCUUCUGUGCGAUUUCCCUCACGUUGCUCUUGCCAUCGUUAUAUACUACCUUCUCGUUUUUGGUGGUAGAGCUUUGCUUAAGGCCACUGGUGCCAAGCCUCUGACUUUGAAGUACAUUUUCCAGAUUCAUAACUUAUGGUUGACCAAUGCUUCGUUCGUUUUACUUGCAUUGAUGGCCGAGCAGCUUAUUCCUAUGAUUGCACGUCAUGGAUUAUACUAUGCUAUCUGUAACCGUUCCGCAUGGAGUCAGGAGAUGGUGGUCUUAUAUUAUUUGAACUACCUAAACAAGUACUAUGAAUUUUUGGACACUUACUAUCUUGUUUUGAAGCAGAAGAAGCUGACUUUCCUUCAUACCUAUCAUCAUGGCGCUACUGCUCUUUUAUGUUACACUCAAUUGAUUGGUCAUACCUCCAUUUCAUGGGUUCCAAUCACCUUAAACUUGGCCGUUCACGUUGUUAUGUACUGGUAUUACUUUCUUUCUGCUCGUGGCAUUCGUGUUUGGUGGAAGGAGUGGGUUACCAGAUUCCAAAUUCUUCAGUUCAUUAUUGACUUGGGAUUCAUUUAUUACGCUACUUUCAUUAAAGUUGGUCAUUCGUUCUUCCCGGAUACUAUCUGCCUUAAAUGUGCUGGAACUCCUCUAGCUACUGUCAGUGGUUGUCUCAUUCUUUCAUCCUACUUGGUUCUUUUUGUUUCCUUCUACGUGGAUGUUUACAAAAACUCUUCCAAGCAGUCCAAGGUUGUUAGAAGGGUCAGAGGUGGUGUUGCUGCUAAAGUCAAUGAGUACGUUUUGUUGGACCAGAAAUCCGUUCAAGAGAAUUACGAUUCGAACACCGGUUCGCCUUUACCAACCAAGAGAAGAUCUCUCAAAGAUAAAAAGGCGGAAAUAUUGUAG
This is a messenger RNA of Brettanomyces nanus, 1032 nucleotides long. It is a transcript of the gene ELO2, whose product is annotated as Fatty acyl-CoA elongase/Polyunsaturated fatty acid specific elongation enzyme. Lineage: Eukaryota; Fungi; Ascomycota; Pichiomycetes; Pichiales; Pichiaceae. Gene Ontology annotation, biological process: very long-chain fatty acid biosynthetic process; fatty acid elongation, saturated fatty acid; sphingolipid biosynthetic process. The transcript has a single exon. The coding region runs from base 1 to 1032 and encodes 343 amino acids. The record is from RefSeq and is a predicted model, not a curated record. Gene Ontology annotation, molecular function: fatty acid elongase activity. Gene Ontology annotation, cellular component: endoplasmic reticulum membrane.